Molecule: messenger RNA, 2907 nt
Organism: Acanthamoeba castellanii str. Neff
Lineage: Eukaryota; Discosea; Longamoebia; Acanthamoebidae
Product: myosin light chain kinase
Exons: 16
Coding region: 1-2907 (968 amino acids)
Biological process (GO): protein autophosphorylation; peptidyl-serine phosphorylation; intracellular signal transduction
Cellular component (GO): nucleus; cytoplasm
Molecular function (GO): ATP binding; calcium-dependent protein serine/threonine kinase activity; calmodulin binding
Source: RefSeq, a predicted model, not a curated record
AUGGAGUGGUUGGGGCGCACGAUUUGGCCCAACAAAGGCUGCAACGAGGGGAGCGGCCUACCGCCCGGCUUCAACAACGCCAAGCUGCAACACAACAAGAUGGACCACCUCUACGAGCUGCGCGACCUCAUCCAAAACAACAGCCACCACAUACGCGCCGUCGUCGUAGACCGCCGGUCCGCUACCUCUUCCUCCUCUGCAUCGCCUUCCUCUACACCAGCCCACGGGCCGCGGCUCUACUCGAUGCUGCGGGUGCUCAAGGCCGGGCAGUGCGAGGAGGCCUGGCUCCAGUGCCUGCGCGAGGCCGUCCAGGUCCACCAGCGCAUGGCCGACCACCCACACAUCGCGCGCCUCCGCCACGUCUACGAAGACGACGAAGAGCUCUGCGUCAUGUCCGAUCACUUGCGAGGAACGAGGCUCUAUGAUGAAGUGCUCCGUAGAGGCCGGUUCAAGGAAGCCGAAGUUAUACCUCUGGUGAGCCAUGGGGUGGGUCUGGCCAUCCGCCCCGACGUCGUGUUCAUGGAGAACGCGAGCGUCGACGGAGACGCAGCCUCGCCGCGCUACUCCCUCUCGCUUCCCGAUCUCUUCCUCAUCAUCGCGCAGAACAUGGCCAAGGAGCGAAACGUGGACACCAACGGCUUCAGCGACAUGUCGGCGCCGCUGUGCUACACCGCGCCCGAAGUGCUGCAAAUGGAGCGGUGCGGCGCCACCUACUCCACCUUGUCCGCAGGCAACGCAGCAAGCGACGCGGCCGCUUCGCAGGGCGAGUCUGCUGCGUCAUCAGCGGCGGUCGCCGCUGCCGGCGUCAUGGACGGCUCGCCCGGGGCGCGUUCCAUGUGGGACACGUCGAAGAGCGACGUGUGGCAAAUCGGCACGAUCGCGUUCAUGCUGCUCUCCGGCGGUGUGCCGUCGCAUCCCUACUUUGCCGCCGCUGGCAGCAGCGCCGCCGCCGAGUUUGCGCUCCGUCGCGACGACAUGAUGAUCAUCGCGAGUACGGGCGCGGAGGCGAUGACCAUCAGCGAGCCGAUGAUGUCACCAGGUCGCGCCUGCACCUCGCCGCGGCUCGAUUUCACCGGUGACUGUUGGCUCGAUGUGUCCGAAUCCGCCAAGUGCUUCCUGGUGAGCCUGCUGGCCAACGACCCGGCAAAGCGGCCAACGGCCCGGCAGGCCCUGCGCCACCCUUGGCUGUGCGGUGGCGCGAUGAUGAUGUUGGAGGACAUAUGCGUCGAUACGAUCGUGGAUCACGUGGACGUGUUGCCCGACUACGCCGAGCGACUGCCCAAGUUUCUCGUGAAGAAGAUCACCACCAACACCAUCAACUACCGCGAAAUCGAAGCCGUGGCCGUGGCCAGUGACACGUCAUCAACGGCGCUGGUGGACUCCAGCGCCGGCGCCGGCGAUCUCGGCCUGGGCGACCUGGCCAGUCGGCACCUCUACGAGCUGGCCUCAGACAACUUUCUGUGGAAGCGCCUGUGCCUCGCCACCAUCAAGCGGGACCAGGGCCACGCCGACCACCACCACAACCGCGACCGCGACCGCGACGGCCACGAUGGCGACGGAGACGGCGAUGACCGAACGGCAGCGCCCCAGCACUUCGCUGAAGAUCAGGUCAAGCAGAUUACGUACGAGAGCAUCGAGGCCCAGUCGGCGUCGUCGCCGCUGUCGUCGCCGCCGCCGCUGUUCCUGUCGGCCUUCAAGCGGCGGCGGAAGAACACGAACAGCAGCGGCGGCGGCGGCGGCGGCAACAGUGCCGGCGGAGGGGGGAAGAAAAAGGCCCACGGCAAGGGGCGGAAUUCGGACUAUGCCAGCGCUCUACUCGCCAGCAUGGACAAGAAACAUCAAACGAUAGAGGCCGUGAACGGGCGCAUCAACACGGCGAAGAAAGUCGCACCCGAGCUCUGGUGUACGGUGCUCGGAGGUCAGCUGAUGCGGAAGGGCACGCACACGUGGACCGUUGAAAUCACGCACGCGGCCAACAGCCCGGGCGACAUCAUGGUCGGCGUGUGCAUGGCGGGCAUGGACGUGUCUACAAGCCCGAGCUGGUUGUCUGACAACGCCUGGCUGUACCACAUCAACCAGCGCAGUAUUUACCACAAGGGCGUGUCCACGCUGGCAAGAAUCCAAUGCGUUCUGCAAGGAAUCGACGUGCGAUUGAUCGCCUGCACUUUCAACAUUGACGAAGGCACCCUCGCCAUUUCAAUCAACGAUCACGACCAGGGCGUGGUCGCACACGUGCCGACGGUGCUCGCGGACGGCCGCAGCGUCGCGUCAGUUGGGUUCUACGCAGCGGUGGACCUCUACAACGCCGGCGACGCCGUCACCCUCCGCUCCUUCUCCUCGACGCCAACCACCGCCACCACCACCUCACCCCUCACCGCAGCAAGCCAGGCCGCCGCCGCCGGCAGCACCACCACCACCAGCGGCAAGCCCGGCAAGGACCCGCUCUCCCCAGAGGUGACGCGGACAAAGACGGAGAAGCGACGGCUGGACAUGUCGGUGUCGGGCAGCCUGAUCGGCGACAACGGCCUCCAGACCGUGCGCGUGACCAAAAAGUUCUGGAAUUCGAGGAAGACCGUCAACUUCACGUGCUCCCUCACCCAGGCCCUCUUCCACCCGGGCAGCCAGAUCGACCUCGCCGUGAGUAUCGACAAUCGGUCAUCAAAGACGAUUCGGUGUCUGAUCAUUUCGUUCCGGGGCGUGAAGGGCAAGAAGGCGGUCCCGCUGGGCUACUACUCCCACACCAGCUUCUCGUCGACCGAGGGCACCAUCUCCUACGAGCUCCACCUGGAGCUGCCCAUCCGCGGGCACUCCUCGCUCAAGGCCGUGCUCCCGCUCCUUCACAUCCAGGGCUAUCGCACCUCCGCUUCGCCCACCACCAGCACCACGACCACCAGCAACGAGGCCUAG